Messenger RNA from Daldinia loculata, 3846 nucleotides. Its product is annotated as altered inheritance of mitochondria protein 21. The record is from RefSeq and is a predicted model, not a curated record. The coding region runs from base 339 to 3101 and encodes 920 amino acids. NCBI's taxonomy places the organism in Eukaryota, Fungi, Ascomycota, Sordariomycetes, Xylariales, Hypoxylaceae. The transcript is spliced from 2 exons.
ACGUAUUAAUUACCUACAUUAUUAAUUAGGACUCUUCAGCCCCUAAACCCACAAGAAAUCUAUUCGGUGUAUGGCCGGUGGAUGGUCGGUAGUGGAUUGUGGAUACUUUUAUUUUAAUAUGUCAUUGUUGGCCUAUCCUCGUUCACUGUUCACAGUUCACUGUUCACAUAAACCUGGCCAUUGCGGUCGAAUAUUAAUCAUUCGACUCUUUUUCUUUGCUGUUUUCUUUGCUGAUCUUUCACUUACUCAGAUUUUUUAGGCCUCUUCAUCGCCGACCGCAAACGAAUCUUGAUUGUUUCGAGCAUUUAAGCUAACCACUGUGUUUUCCAUUGUAAGCUAUGUCUGCUGCCACGAUGCAGUCAGUCCCGGCUAUCCCCCCUCGUCCCGCAAGGGCUCAAGAGAAAGAGAAUGGCUCAACCGUACCUGCGAUCCCCCCGCGUCCUAGCCGCCGGUUUAAUCGUUCCGUAUCUCCUAACCCGGAUCGAUUUGCUCCCUCGCCUCUAAACGAAAUUCCAUUCCCACCGAAAGGUACCGGUGCUGCUCGACACAGUCAUACCCAUCUUGGUGAGGAACUGGAACGUCCUAUGAGCGUUGAGAUGCCCAAUGUAGGCGAAGAAGGUCGGGAGUAUGCCGCAGCUAUCGAAGGGCUUGGCUCUCUAGAGGCUAGCCGUCGUUCAUCUGCUUCUCCCGAACAAACCCGUACUGUUGGCGCCGACAUCAAAUUAUACGCACCAAAGCCAACAAUGCCCGCCCAGAGUGCUAAACAGCGAGUCGCUGCGGUAACUCGCACCGAUUCCGAUAAGGCUGCAGCUUUUGGUAUCGGACGUCCUUCCUACGAUGAGCAGGCUUAUUCGGGUCGCAGCCUGAAGAAGAAGGCAAGUACUACGAGUCAGCUUUCCCACCAGAGUGAACUCUUCACCGAGGAUGAGAAUGGCAUCCCUGAGAUUGGACAACGGGUACCCAUGUUAGCCAAUGCAGGCGAUGUUCAGGCACCCUCGCCUACUCCUGCCCCGAGAGCUGCGAGCACCGACGGGACAAGGCCUGCUACUCGGCACCAUACUCGGAAGACGAGUUCCCGUGGCUUUAACGAGCUCCCUUCUGAUGUCUAUGGCCUCCAUGGACACGGCGUUGCAUCAACCGACAAACUUGAAAAGGCCUAUUAUGAAAAACAUCCUGACGUCCUCCAUAAGGAGCGCUAUAAUCACCUUCAUGACCGUGUCCACGACUACUCAAUGAGUAGUGAGGAUCUCAACAAGAUCGUUCGGGAUACAGCCAGUCGCGGCGCUGGUUUUGGUACGUCAACAGAUUAUGUUGGGACUCCUAGCGAGCAAGUCGGUUAUCGAGCAGCGGAUGAAUACACCUCGCGAAUUUCGUCUCCCCAACCGCCAUCCACGGCUCCCAAGCACGACACGAACCUCGCAUCGGCCUUAAAGGAUGAGACUGCUGAUAAUGCUGGCAACAACAAUGUGAUUCACGUAGACGAGCCGGAUAGACGUAAGGGUUUUGUUAAAUUCGGCGAUGAGAAAUCUGCCGAGGGUGAAGAUGCCGAGGAAAUACGCACUCAUCCGAUUCUAGCACCUGACGAAGUAGCUAAAGAUCCCUCUCCUUAUCAACUACAGCCCGCCGUUGAGCCUCCGUCGGAACGACAUGGCAGUGCAUACGAAAUGGAGGGACCUAAGAGUCGCCCUACAAGCAGACCUACAAGUGUGUACAGCCCACCACCGCCGGAGAUUCAUUCGACCCCCUUAGAGGACGUUGAAGAGUAUGAGCCAUUGUUCCCGGAAGACGAGAAGAGCGGCAAGAAACCCAAGACUCAGGCCGAAAAGUUAAAGGAGCACCACCAAAGAUUCCCCAGCCGCGAUAUCUGGGAAGAUGCGCCUAACAGUGUGCAUUCUACCGCAGAAGUCUCAACGCCAGAGUUGUUAGAGGCUCGGAAACGGCGAGCGUCGGUCUUAGAUGUGCCCCUACGGGAUGGCGAAACCCCCGCUCAAGCUUUUGCACGGAGGCAAGAGGAGCUAGCCGAAAAAGAGGCCGUCACCCCUGACAGCUUUCUAUAUCGCCAACAGAAGCCCCCGUCGUGGGUUGGAAACCAGCCGCAUUUAAAUAAGGAGACCCACAGUCAGCCAAGCAUGCCUACUAAUAGGUUUCCCAGUAGGGAUGUCUGGGAAGAUACACCUGAUUCUCUACAAUAUACCGCAACUGUCUCUACCCCGGAGAACACAGAAGAGACACGGGAUGAUGAUGAUGUAGAAAAGCCGGCUGCCAACCAAACUCCUCAGAAGCCUACGUUACCCUCGCGUCCCAAGAGGCAAGAAUCGGGUGAUGAUUCUACUUCGAAACCUACGCUUCCUGAUCGCCCAAAACCUCAACUCCCCGUUCGCCCUUCGAAGCCCGCCGCCGAGUCUAAAGGGCCGGAGCCAACAGUGAAGCCGAAGCCUGCGGUGCCUGCAAGGCCAGCUGGUGGGAAGAUUGCUGCCCUACAGGCAGGAUUUAUGUCCGAUCUUAAUAAACGUUUGCAAUUAGGUCCUCAAGCCCCUAAGAAGGAAGAUUCUACCACGCAGGAAUUCACCGAGGAGAAGGAGAAGGCACCGUUAUCUGACGCGAGAAAGGGUCGCGCCAGAGGUCCCCAACGACGAGCUCCGACUAAAGCUGCCAGCCCAAGUGGCCAGGAAUCUGGUCCUCCGCCGGUGUCCAACGGUCAACCUACCCUGAGCUUCUCUAUCACUCGCACCUUAUGGAGCAUAGACGAGGAGGGUAUCGUGACAGUAGACGGCUUAGUGCCAGCAGCGUCAUCAGAAACAGAAACCAAGCCUGAUGAGGCUACAAGUGAAGAACCUAAGGAGGCUCGACGACAAGCACCGUCAGAGCAGGACAAGCAAGACGAACCGGAAGCUAAAACAGAAAACGAGCCUGUAGAUUUGAAGCCGAGCGAAACGGAGAGCGAAUCUAAGACAACAGAGACAACAGAAACAACAGAAGAGACCAAAACACUGGCUACCAAUACUGCUGGCGAGUCCAUAUUAGAAGAGACUAUCGCGAAGGAACCGUCGGGGGACCAAGUACAAAAGGUUGAAGAGGCUAAAGAUGAGGUGACAGAAUGAUAGUAUCGCUCAAACAUUACGGGUGAGACAGGAUGCGAGCCUGUCGUCUUUAAUUUUUUCCAAUUCAUUCCACAUUUCCUUUUCGGUCGAGGAGAGGUGGUGCGGAGUAGAAUUAGGAACGAGGGAUACUACAGCAACGUAAAAAAAAAGCAACAAAAAGAAGGAAAGGGGGGGCGAAAAUUCAGAAAAAUCGUAGAACUCGACACAUCUUUUAAAGAUGUGUUCUAAGUCAGGUUUUUGGUCCUUUUUUCCGGUCCGUUCCUUUUGCCGUCUUCGCCGCUUCGAAUCUUGUAGCUCUGGUUCGAUGUAGACUUAGUAUAUAAGAUACACAUACACAAGACUUGUCGUCGUAUGGUUGUUUCCGCAUAUAUAGUAGGUGUUUCUUGAACUGUUACUUGCUCGGUUCGAGGACACAGGCAUACGUAUUUCGAGUAGGUGGGAAAUAAAUGAGAUAAGUUCUCAAGGUUAGGUUUGUUGAGGUGGUGGUGUUGAUUAUGGUAAGAUAACUUGUGGGUGGACUGUUGUUUAACACUAUAUACCUAACCAAGUCAUAACAUAACGCUGGGGCCUGGAUGACGGUUUAGGUGAUACUACCAAGGAAAAGUCGAGAUGUCCUGUCCCCUGCCGUCGGUUCAAAUCGUUGCAGACUACUGCUAAGUAAGUAAAUCAAGGGCCCAUUACCCCCGAACAAGUUACGCAUUCGGAAAAACAGCAAUUAGGUAGACACAUGGACUAGGAGAAUACA